Solea senegalensis (Senegalese sole) is the source of this 3568-nucleotide messenger RNA. Its product is annotated as chondroitin sulfate synthase 3-like. The coding region runs from base 416 to 2803 and encodes 795 amino acids. The record is from RefSeq and is a predicted model, not a curated record. Gene Ontology annotation, molecular function: glucuronosyl-N-acetylgalactosaminyl-proteoglycan 4-beta-N-acetylgalactosaminyltransferase activity. Lineage: Eukaryota; Metazoa; Chordata; Actinopteri; Pleuronectiformes; Soleidae. The transcript is spliced from 3 exons. Gene Ontology annotation, cellular component: Golgi cisterna membrane.
CACAGUUAUAAGAGAAGUCACCAUUAGAGGCCAUGCUAUGAUAUGCAGCGUUGUCUUCCUGUAAUAAAAGCAGCUGUAUGAACACAUCAAUGACAAAGUUCCAAGAUAAACACAACAGUCAAAGUGACACACUGAGGCACGAGAGAACCGCGGCUGUGACACGGACCGUCGCGAGGACCAGACCACAGUGAGGAGGCGGUCACAACACGGGGGGACAUGGUGCUUCCAGAGCGGGGGAGUUAGGACCGUUAGGACCGUUAGGACAGUCACAGUGGGCCUCUAGCUGUAGCUGCUACUGUCCAUACACGUCAGCAGCAGCAGCGGCGGCGGCGGUCCAGUUCAGCUCCGGACAACAACAACAACAGCUGCAUUCAUGAGCUCUUCCCACGCAGCGUCGGCUUCACCGUGAACAGCGAUGGCUCUGAAGUCACGGAGGCCGUGGACCACAGUCGUUAUCGGCGUCUUUCUCGGCUUCACCGCGUCGUCGUGGCUCUUCGCGCCUCAGGUGGACGACAGGAGGAAAAAAGGUCCCACCUGUUUCUACAGAGACUCGUCCGUGGGUGAAGGUCCUCCCGGUGUGCUCGGGAGGAGCGCGGGGAGCAGGGAGCAGGAGGAGGUGCUGGGGCCGGGGAGCAAAAGCGGGGACGGAGGACCCAAGCGCUUCCUCUAUGUUGGUGUGAUGACCGCGAAGAAGUACCUGAGCUCUCGCGCCGUCGCUGCCCACCAGACGUGGACCAGCUCCAUACCCGGCAGGGUGGAGUUCUUCUCCAGCGCCGGGUCAGCUGCUGUCCACACGGACGUCCCUGUACCCGUAGUGUCUCUGGCGGGAGUGGACGACUCAUACCCGCCACAGAAGAAGUCCUUCAUGAUGCUCAAGUACAUCCACGACCACUACCUGGACCAGUAUGAGUGGUUCAUGAGGGCAGAUGAUGACGUUUAUAUCAAAGGUGAGAAGCUGGAGUCGUUCCUGCGCUCACUGAACAGCAGCAAACCCCUGUACCUGGGUCAGACUGGUCUUGGCAUGACUGAAGAAUUGGGCCGUUUGGCCCUCGAGCCCGGAGAGAACUUCUGCAUGGGAGGCCCCGGGAUGAUCUUCAGCAGAGAAGUACUUCGCAGGAUGGUCCCUCACAUCAGUACCUGUCUGAGGGAGAUGUACACCACCCACGAGGACGUGGAAGUGGGUCGCUGUGUGCGUCGUUUUGGAGGAACACAGUGCGUGUGGUCGUACGAGAUGCAGCAGCUCUUCUACGAGAACUAUGAACACAACAAGAAAGGUUUCAUCGAGGAACUUCACAGCAGUAAGAUCCACAACGCCAUCACACUGCACCCCAACAAAAAUCCCGCCUACCAGUACAGACUCCACAGCUUCACGCUGAGCCGCGAGAUCUCCAGGCUGCGUUACCGCACCGUCCUGCUCCACCGCGACAGCCUGGUCAUGAGUUACCUGAGCGACACGGAGGUGCAGUGGGAGGACCAGCAGCUGGGCUCCCCGCCUUCAUACAUGCACUAUCAGCCCAGCGAAAGGAAAGACGUCAUCGAGUGGGAUUUCCUGACCGGCCGCCACGUUUACUCUGCAGACGAAAGCAAGACCGCGCGGCAGAGCCUGGGGAACUCGCUCCGGACUGCACUGGAGGACGUUAUAAUGCAGGUGAUGGAGAUCAUCAAUCAGAACUCAAAGACUCAGGGCCGUGCUAUUGACUUUAAAAAGAUUCAGUACGGCUACUACAGGGUGGAUCCAAUGCACGGAGCGGAAUACAUUCUAGAUUUGCUGCUGCUGUACAAGAAGCACAAGGGACGGAAAAUCAAAGUGCCCGUGAGGCGGCACGCUUACCUCCAGCAGGCCUUCAGUCGACCCUUCUUCACCGAAAGUGAGGAGUUAGACGUGGCAGAACUCGUGGCUGUCAUCAACUCCGAGUCUCAGUCCCUGUCCUUCCUGUCCAACUCCCUGAAGUUCCUGUCACCUUUCCAGUUCUAUGAAUCGACCAGAGAAGUGUGGAAGCAGAACCAGGAGAAAGUCCACAUUGUCCUUCCGUUGUCCGGUCGCUACGACACCUUUGUCCACUUCAUGGAGAACUUUGAGAAGGUGUGUUUAAUCGCCAAACAGAACGUUAAACUCUCGGUUGUUCUGGUGGACAACGAGAGCAGUCAGAUCAGUGAAGCCUAUAUUCAGCUGAUCAAAGAGUAUCAUCGGAAAUAUCCCACAGCGGACAUUUCUCUGAUCCCCAUGACGGGGAACUUCUCACGAGGCCUGGCUCUGGAGCUGGGCUCCUCCAGGCUCCACAACGACACCUUACUGUUCUUCUGUGACGUGGACCUCGUCUUCAGUGCUGAUGCCUUGCAGCGCUGCAGAGACAACACUGUCCAAAGCAAACAGGUCUACUUCCCCGUUGUCUUUAGUCAGUACAACCCCAAGAUAGUGUACGCCGAGAAAACCCUGAGAGAAAACAAAUAUGUGCUCACCAAGAAAAGUGGUUUCUGGCGAGAUUACGGCUUUGGAAUCACGUGCAUAUUCAAGAGUGACUUGCUAAAAGCCGGAGGCUUCGACACCUCCAUCUUUGGUUGGGGAAUGGAAGACGUGGACUUGUACACGAAGGUUAUUAGCACUGGUUUUAAAGUGUUGCGCAGUCAUGAUCCAGGAAUCUUCCACGUUUAUCACCCGGUCCACUGCAACGCGAGUCUCGAGCAGAAACAGUACAAAAUGUGCCUCGGUUCGAGAGCGAGCACGUUUGCGUCGACAGUGCAGUUAGCAGAGCUGUGGCUGGAGAAACACGCGGAGAACGGCUACAACAGAACGUCAUCGUGACAUUCACGAGUUCACCGCACGCCUCAGCGACGGACUGUGUUGUUCAACUUCACAGGACCUUCAUCCAAAGUGACCUGACACGAGUCAAACGUGAAAACAUGGUACCGGACCGGAACCCAGCCCAGGUUUGCUGCACCAAAAAAAAACAGAGGUUCAUCAGAUACUUUACACUUUACUCAGUUUUACACUUUUAUUCUUUGCUGACUGAGGCUACGUAAAAGUGCCGAGUCAUGGAGGGUGAAAGAAUGACCCAAAGAACGAUCAUGGAAAUCACCCCAAGGCUGCUUUGAAAUUAUAUGCAAUGACAAUUAUUAUUAUUUUUUUGUAAGUGAAUUGAUAAUCAGAGUGAAGUGUGUGUGUGUGUGUGUGUGUGUGUGUGUGUGGGUUCAACACAUUCUUGAUUUUUGAAGUGAGAACAUUUUGGUUGGUCCUCACAUCCUGUCCUCCGUUAUUAAAACUGCUUUUUUAGGGUUAGGUUAAGGGUUACAGUGAGGUAUUUAGAGAGUGUCUGCACAGACGUUUGAUUCAUUGACUCUUGGUUCUUUGGUCCAUCAAAGUGUUCAACAUGUUUCCCAAACUCGGAAUAGAGAAUUCAGGAAACCAGAAAAUAUUCACGUUUGAGUGACAGAAAAAUCAGAUAACUUUUUGAAAUUAAAUUUAAACGUUCACUGAUUAAUCAAUUAUCAAAGUAAGUGAAAAUUUUGCCGCCCUACCACCAUCCAUCCAUCUAUCUGUCAUCUACCGCUUUAUCCUCCACAUGAGGGU